This is a messenger RNA of Megalopta genalis, 880 nucleotides long. The record is from RefSeq and is a predicted model, not a curated record. NCBI's taxonomy places the organism in Eukaryota, Metazoa, Arthropoda, Insecta, Hymenoptera, Halictidae.
AUGGAAAAGGCACUCAGCAUUUGGAUUGAUGAUUGCUGUCAAAAAAGAAUUCCAUUAGAUGGCAAUAUCAUCAAACAAAAAGCACUAAAAAUUUACAAACAUCUUAAAGAACAAAGAAAAUCCUCUGUCAACCCAGAUUUUGUGGCAAAUCAUGAAGCCGCUAGGACGUAUCCAGAAAAAGUUCAAAACAUUAUAGAAGAGCAAGGAUACACAGCAGAUAAAGGGGCUUUGGUGUCUAAAGAUCGUCUAACGCUCCUUUCGUGCAGUAAUGCAUCGGGGGUCUUUAUGUCAAAACCCUUGUUAGUUUAUAGAUCUUUAAAUCCUCGUGCACUUAAAGGCGUAAAUAGAAACACCUUACUGGUAUAUUGGAAAGCAAAUCCAAGAGCUUGGGUAACUGGAAAUUUAUUUAAAGAUUGGUUCUUAAAUUGUUUUGUGCCAAACGUUGAACGUUAUUUAAGACAGAAAAAUUUGAGCUUCAAGGCGCUAUUACUAUUAGAUAAUGCUCCAUGUCACCCACAACAUUUGAAUCAUCCCAACGUCAAAAUACUGUUCCUACCACCUAACACUACUUCGUUGCUCCAACCAUUGGUUCAAGGUAUUAUUUAUACCUUUAAAACGUAUUACAUAAGAAGAGCAUUACAGUGGAUUUUAGACGUAACCGAUUCAAAAUCAAUUAAUGUAAUGGAAGCUUGGGAGAAGUUUUCAAUCAAGCACUGUAUCGACAUCAUAUCUUUGUCGCUGAAAGAACUGAAAACAUCAGCAUUAAAUGCGUGUUGGAAGAAGAUAUGGCCCUUUUCAGUUGAAAUAGAAAACGUGCGUGAAUCGUCAGAAAAUGAAAUUGGUGGCAUGUUAGAACUUUCUAAAUCAAUCGGAGGCGAAG